This is a messenger RNA of Acanthosepion pharaonis, 480 nucleotides long. Lineage: Eukaryota; Metazoa; Mollusca; Cephalopoda; Sepiida; Sepiidae. The record is from the annotation of a GenBank genome assembly.
AUGUACUUUCUCGCCCCACCUAAAUCCCCCCCGUUUUCUCUCAUUACACCCCCACCCACCCCGAACUCGCUCAACCACGUAUUUGUUUGCGUCACUCCCAGAACUCACCAAAUAAACAAUAAUAAUCAAUGCUUGGUCAAGAACCUCCCCCAAAAUGCUUCAGAAGAUCGCAAUGAAAUGGCAUGGGGCGCGCGAGGGGGCAGUUUUUUCAAUAUGUAUCUAUCUAUCAUUCUAUUUAUCUAUCUCAGUCUUUCAUAUCUAUCUAUCUCAGUCUUUUCAAUAUCUAUCUACCAAUCUCAGUUUUUUCAAAAUCUAUCUAUCUUUCUUUCUAUCUAUCUAUCUAUCUAUCUAUCUCAGUCUGUUCAUAUCUGUCUAUCUCAGUCUUUUCAAUACUUAUCUAUCUACCCAUCUUUCUUUCUUUCAUUCUUUCUAUCUAUCUAUCUAUCUAUCUAUCUCAGUCUGUUCAUAUCUAUCUAUUAA